AAGGGGCUUGUUAAAGCCUUUGAAGAACUCUGUAUGAAGAAACAAAAAAGAAAUGAAAUUAAAUCCUGCAACAAUAUUUGAAUGAUUAAGACUGUUAGAAGUAAAAGGAAAGAGUAUAAGGGGAUGCGUGCGCAUGGGAAGAGAACAGCAGCCCAAGAGAAGAGAAGCGGGGCGGGGGGAGCUUUCCCCAACCGCUUGUUCACGGAGCGAAGGAAGCUAAAAGUUGCGAAGGGCCCGAGGGCAAAAAAAACAAAAAAAAAACCCUUUCGUGUGAAAGUGAAUGGAGAACAGGUACAGGGACAGAUGCUGGGGACUAGCCAAUGGAGAUCCAGCUAGUAACAGUGAAGGAAGAGAUUGGAUCAGUUCUGCCCCCUGCGUGCCCCCUGUGCCAGGAAGACCUGCCAAGCCUUGCUGAGCCCCACGAGCAAAUCCCUCAAUGCCAGGCGUGCAGAAACCUCCUUUUAGAGCCUCAGAGCUGGUUGUCCAGCAGUAUUGAGGCUUUGGUGCUCCCCGCUGAGAGGCCUUACAGCUGCUCUUUCUGCCCCAAACGCUUCAAGAGGGCUUCAGACCGACGUGAUCACGAACGGGUGCAUACCGGUGAAAGGCCGUAUGAAUGUGGCAUCUGUGGCAAGCGCUUCACUCAGAGCUCAGUACUGUCUGGCCACAUGCGCAUUCACACUGGCGAACGGCCUUUCCACUGUAGUGUCUGCUUUAAAUCUUUCAACAAUGGCUCCAACUUCCGCAAGCACCAACGCAUUCAUGGCCCAUCAUCUGGGUACAGUGAAGAGAGAGUUGGUGGGAAGGACCGUGAUUCUUUGUCUGGAAAGAAACUAGAGCAAAUGGAAGAAGGAAAGGGUGGCAGAAAUCUAAGCCCUACCCUUCUGUCAAAGCAAGACGGCUGUCAGCCCAUCAAAGAGUUAAGAGAAGGUAAGAACAAGGCUGAUCAAAACCUCCAAGGGAGGCAAAGUUGCUUUUAUAGCACUAGGCUAAGCCAAGAAGACUACUGCACCAGCAGCCAAAGACAACCUGGUGAUAGCAGGGAUAUAUUCAAGAGGAUGAGAGUGCAACAGGAUGAUGCGAGUCUUGAUAUUAAUCUUGCUAUAAGGCAGGACAGCCGAGAUGGUCUUCAGGCAGAUGCUCUGAAGCAGGCAACUGAUAGCAAUGGGCAUACUGGGGAACUGGGCGGAAACAACUAUUGCAGCUACAGCCAAGAAGCCCUUCCCAAUGGCCACAGCUUCAAACAACUGCCAGAGGCAAGCGCUGAAAAUCUCACAGAAGGCUCAAGGCAGAACAGAGCAGUGGGGAGCCACAUUCAGGAAGAACAGAAGCAACUGGUCGACAGCUGCCCUGGUAAGUUACAGCUAGAGAGCGGCAGCAGCUGUGGGAAAGUCUUCUUGCCAGUUGGGGACAACAGGUGCUCUGCUCACAAGCCGAAUCAAGAGAGCUCUGAGAGGGGCUUCGGGGUAAGGAGGCCAAAUGGCCUCAGAGGGCUCAAGCAGAGCAGAGGGGGAAGUGGAGGUACAGAGAUAAGGCAGAACGGUAGAGGGGGAUGCGAUGCAGGGGGACUCAAUGAAAGCAAAACUUUAGUUUCAGAGCCAGAGGAAAACAAUAGCCAGGAAGCUUCUCUCGGUGGCCUUAGAGAAAGAGAGCUGACCCAGGAGAGUAGCAUCCAUGGGGACUUUCAAACAUGUGCCCCAGAAAAGUUGAAUGUUCUCAAAGUAGAACCUACUUGGCCCAAAGAUGACAUAGACUGGGAAGAUCCUGCCUCAGGAAUGGAUGACUCUGAAGGCCCUUCUCCCAGUCCGAAGGCUACAAGAUCACCUCAGCAAUUGGAGAAUCUUGAUCCAUGUUCCGUAUCUUGCAAUGCCUGUGGGCCUCAGAGAUGCCACUCUUUGCAGGACCAGCUUGGAAGCACUGCUCAGCAUAUGGAAGGUAAGGAGAGGCCCACUCCUUGUUUUCUUUUCCCAGCCCGUGAGCCCUCCGAUGGACACGCACCGUCUAUGCUUGAAUCCAAGCCGUUUCUCUGCUUUGCCUGCCCCAAACAGUUCCGUCGUGCCACAGACCUGAAAGAGCAUCUGCGAGUGCACACCGGCGAAAGGCCCUUUGGCUGCAGCGUCUGUGGCAAGCGGUUCACGCAGAGCUCAGCUUUAACUACUCACCGGAGACUGCACACUGGGGAGAAGCCCUUUGAAUGUGCGGUCUGUUGCCGCCGUUUCAAUAACUCCUCUAACUUUGCCAAGCAUCGUCGAAUACACGGGCCAGACAGCGCGGGGCAUAGGAAUAAAGCAGUGGAAAAAGAGCUCUGGAAGGUAAAACCACAUUGAUUUUGUUUUUCAGCAUGAAUUCCUACACUGAAAGGUAGAAUGAAAAACCAAGGAUGAGAUGUGCUAUUACAAUACCGAAUGCUGAUCUUUAGUAAACAAUUUUCCAGACAACUCAGUGCCUCCAGAUGUUUGAAAACUCCAUGUCUAUAAACACCAGCCAGCAUGUUCAUAGUGGGCAGUUGUGCCCCAAAUCAUUGGAAAGCACUACAUUGUCAGCUGGCACCUGGCAUUUCAUAAGCAGGUCAGUUGUACCCUGCUUUUCUUGACUUACUGCUUGAUAAUAGCAAACCAGACACCGGAGACUGCAAUCAAAUUCCAAUUUCUGAUUCCAGUGUGAAUAACCAUAGAAACUUAAAAUGUAAAGGCAGAAGGAAUGUGCAGAUCUGUAAUGCCCUUAAGUUUGAUAUCAGGCUUAAAUUGAGUCACAGGGAUCAGAACAGUUCCAGUUAAUGUUUGGCAUCAUCUAGAAAUCAAAAUCAUGUUCAGAUAGUUCUCCACUUAACAAUCACAAUUGGGACCAGAAUUUCUGUUCAGUAUCAUGCCCAACUUUUGCCACAGUUGUUAAGCAAAUCACUGUAGUUAAGGGAAUCUUGUGAUUUUAGACAAAUCUGACUUCAUUGACUUGUUUGGAAGUCAUCUGGGAAGGUUGCAAAUGGUGAUCACAUGAUCAUGAGGCACUGAGACCAUCAUAAAUGCAUGCCACUUUCCAAGUGGCUGAAUUUUGAUCACGUGACCAUAGGUUUGUUUACAAUGGUCAUAAAUGUGAGUACUGGUUGUAGAUCGCUUUUUCUGUGCUGUUGUAGCUUUGAACUGUUGCUAAACAAAUGGUUGUAAGUGGAGGAUUACCUGUUUAUGAAACCCAAGCCAAUGAACAGAAACCUUAAAGUUUGUACUAAUGCCUGUUGCAGUUUCUAAAGCGGGGCACAGAAUGGAAAGCAAGACCUGGUUAGAUUUGGGGACUCCCUAUGCCCUUCUUGCUAGCUCGAUGGACUGUGUGUUCAGCCAGUGUGGGUAACACAAGAUGCUGUGCAAAUUCACCCAACCUGGUUAAGUUAGUAAAUCAUGGUUUUGUUAACCAUAAACUAGCAUGCUAUUAUGAACAGAGCCAUGUUUUGGUCAGAUGUCUGCACUUUCCUCUUACAAGAAAAAAAUGUUAUCUACAAAUUUAAGGUACAGUACCUGGGAAGUGAAUAGUUGUGUUUAAUUUCUAAACUUACUGCCCUGGGCACAAGUCCCAUGGAAUUAAACUGGCCUUAAUUCUGACUUUAUAUUUUACGUUGGCAUGGAAUAUAAUUUUGCAACACAUGUAGCUUUUACAACUAACUCAUUUUAAUUAUGACUAUUUUCAACUAGGUAUAAAAUUAUUUUAAAAAUAUAUGCCGCAAAAGAUUUAAUAAAAUUUUUACAUUAUG
This is a messenger RNA of Pantherophis guttatus, 3736 nucleotides long. RefSeq names its product zinc finger protein 784 (gene ZNF784). Gene Ontology annotation, biological process: regulation of gene expression. The record is from RefSeq and is a predicted model, not a curated record. Gene Ontology annotation, cellular component: nucleus. Lineage: Eukaryota; Metazoa; Chordata; Lepidosauria; Squamata; Colubridae.